GGUUCAGUGCAUAGAAAAUUUCUACUCUGGCCAGAGCAAUAUCUUUGCUCUAUCAAUGUGCCAAUACUGGAUUUAUAAUAAGGGCAUAUCAACAAUUGUGCUAUUCAUUUGAAACAAAUUAUUUCUUUUUGGAUUUUAUUGUUCUUCUGUGGAAUAUACAUUUGUUCUUUAUUUUUAAUCACAGUGAAACAUAAAAAUAAAAUAUAGAGCACCGCUACAAUAAAAAAAAAAAGCUUAUUUAGAUCUAUAGGCAUUGGAUUGUUCAUAUAGAUCUAGAUUUGCACAAUAUAAUCUAUACAACAUAGAUCUGUAGAUCUAAUAUAAGUGUGUUUUUUAAAGUAUUUUGUCUGUGAUUUUCAUGCCAGAUAUUAACGCAUUACAUAUUUUCCAUCAUUGACCAAACCAUGACCAGUACUGACGUCGCAGGGGUAUGGAUUCUUGUGACCAUCACUGCUCACUCCAUCGAACACACAGAUUUAGCAGCCAUCCGUGGGACAGACUGACAACCACUGGUCGUCAAGGGAGCUCAUCCUUUGACCUUCACAGGCACGUGCUGAACUCAGAGCUCAGCCGUGUGCCGGGCAAGCAUCUAAAUCGUUCGUCGUUGAGUUCUUCAUCUGUGAUCAAAGUCCAACAGACCAUUGCACCGGACAGUCCAGAUUUUACGUGUCCGCAUCAUUCACAUUUAUGAGUAACAAAAGUAGGAAUCUUUAAAACAACAACGCCAUUUUCUAAUAGUAUUUGAACCCAAGGAACUCUGUCUCAGAUUCGUCUUUAGAAUAAAUAACAACGCGCCUGAUUUUAAUGUAGAUAAUGAAAUUGUUGAGCUCCUAUCAUAGUAAUUAAACAUCUUAACGGGCUAAUUUUCCAUUGAAACUCUAUAUAAAUAGCCUGACCCAUACAAAAGCACCAAGCGAGAACCCGCACCAAGUGAGACACGGCUUAUUCAAAGAGUGCUUCUCUAAUGAAAUAUUCAGCCACAAGUCUCGCGCACGUUAAUUAGCGAGAUCAAAACGUCUUCGUAAUUGUUUUUUUUUUCUUUCCCUUACGUUGUUAACAGUAACCUCCCUUUCCCUCCCUUAAGUUUUAUUUUUAAACAUUCCACAAAUGCACAGAUGCGUCAAUCAAUGCUUGACUUUUGAAGAUUUGAAGUCAGCUUGUAUCUUGUUAUUUAUUUGAGUCAAUAUUACUUUGUUUCAAGCCCACCUACCUCGAGUUAUACGCCGUGUAGACGUAUCACUACUCUCUGCGCUCUGCUGCACUUGAUGCAUUAGUUUAUGCUGAAAAGCCACGGUAUAGCGUCUAUCAUUUUUGGACAAGCUGAUCAGACGAGCCGUCUCAAUGAGGGACCUCUCUCCCAACAGAUUUACUGACAGUUCCAAAGUUAGUAAAUGUCUAGAAGGACUCGAUCAAAGUUUCUCGCCCCGAAGGUACGCUGCAGUCUCAGCUAGUGACACGCCUUGCUCGUGUAACCAUCCUGCAUCAUCUAGUCUGCGACUUGACGUGCACCAACAUGGUGACAUUAGAGGGCUCUCCCGCGGUAUUCAAUUUCAUUUAGAGCCUGUCUCUGCGUCGCUUUGCGCCCCUGUGCAACAUCUGUUUAACCAGAGAAAGACAAUCGGAUUUUUGUAUUUCUUCCAACACGUAGACUGCAUUCACUUCAGAGAGGGACCUUUUUCUUCUCGUUCUACCCAAUCACUUCAAGAGCAGAGAGAUUCCAGACAAUCGAUAUCUCUCUUCAGGUUUUGGCUGAAGAGAUGCAAUCAAACCUCCACCGUAAUUCAGUGAACUUACCCGCCGUUCCGUCUCUCACUACGACGUCGUUGUCAUCGUUCUUCAAGCAUUUUUCAUCAGCAACAUCGUACUCAGCAUCGUCGCGCCGAUCAGCGUCCUCCAUCGCUUGUUCGCCUUUCACGAAGCAACUCCUCGCCUUGACCAUCCUCUGCGGGCUGCUCUUCAGCUCGGUUAGCCCCAAGCCUAUCCCUGGCAACGACACGGAGAAGCAUCCAGACACGAACGGCACCGACAUUCCUUACAGUGACCAGCCUCCUCGUAGUUUAGGCGAGGGACAGGACAAAACUCACUGGAACAGACAGCCGCACGACCGUCUGUACUAUUUGUUGGUCGGACAACAAAACCAGCAGUAUCUGACCGUCUUCAAAGACAAUAUUUACGGAACUUUUGACCAGAAGCCUCAGCAAGGUAUCUUCAAGUUCCUAUCUGAAAAUCACAGUCUAGUGAUCAAGCACUACUCGCAUCAAGAGAGAUUUCUGUGUCUCAACAACAGCUCCAAACUUUAUUUACGAGAGGACCUCAAUGACGAUUGCUUGCUGACUGAGCUGUUAUCUGAAAAUCGUAUUUCUGUCAACUACAGAUUCGACAAAUACAAUAAAUACUUAGGUCUCGACUGUGAUCCGCUUAUUGGGGCAGAAAGCGACAAGAACCAGGUGGCUUUCAAGUUCCAGAACAUUCCUGUAUCCGAGAACGUGAUUAAAGAAGUCAAAUCUGUCAAAAUGACGAAAGAGCCCCCGAAAAAAUGUUCGUCUCAAAGAAAGAAACUGCUGCAGAAACUCACCACAAGAUGGUGCUGGAACCAGAACCUAAACCGGAUGUCUAAAGACCGGAAGAAGUAUUUGGAUACUUGUAAGAAAAAGCACUGCAAAAACGGAGAUAGCUCCGACUGCGUUUGCAAAAGACUUGAAAACAUGCUGGACCACGUGAAGAGAUGGAAGAGAAAAUGUCUGGCAAGGCGAGUCAUCACGUGGAUCAACAACCCCGAGAGGCAGACUUCAGAAAUGCCUAUGAAUAAGAAAGUGGUCACAGAGCUGUCCAAGCUACUUCUCCCGCUGUACCCGAACAUCGCCAGAAGAGCACAAAACAUUGCCUGCAAUAAAAAGUUAAAAAACGGACGACGCUGUAAUCCUCGCCGUAAAUCAGCGCGAGUGAAGCCAGUGAAAAUCAACCCUCUCCUGGACAAAUUUCAGAACGAGCUCGUUAACAUAAGCGGCGGACCCAAACCAGACAGUUCUUCGGGUGGGUCUCCGCCUUCUUCCAAUGACAAAAACUUACAAAGUGUGCUGUCUUCUAAGUUUCGCAAAGCGAUUGAAGAGUUGAUAAACCACACUGGCAAUCAUCGGCCAAUGCAACACAAGCGGCGCAAACACAACCGAAAGACUAAACAUCCUCGGUCAAAAUCUCCGAGGCGAAAAAAUCGAAAGAGGGCUCAUCUUCCUAAGAAGCUCGUAGCGCAGGACAAAGCUUCUGUAUCCAAAGACUCUCUAAACACAGAACAUUUUCAUACAUCUCCAGGCUAGAUACUUCUCAAUGUGACUCAUACUUUUUUUUGUCUAUUUUCCAAUUCGCAAUUCGAGAAUCAAAUGUUUUUUAAAAAUAUACACGAGUCUAGUAACGAAAAAAAACACAAUAAAUUUUGUAAACACUUUUGGUUCUCUCGUCAGAAUUGCGCUUCAUUGUACAUGGCACUUUCGUGUGAGGAUUAUCCCAUUUGAAAUUCAGAUGCACCUGCUCCACAAAUUGAGAUCCUCGCGGAAAUCUUCAUCGGAUUAACGAGUCUCCACAUCAGUAUGCCAGAAAUUCCGUUCCGAAGACUGCCCAGCCAGCUAAAAAAAAAAAGGGGGCCCUUCAUCGGAGCCCCACAUCGGAGGAGCUCUUCUAGCUCGUUUAAAAGAAAAAAAUAACAAAACAACAGUAACAGCCAGUUGCAGUGUUAAUGACUAAUUAACGUCAGAACAACUCCAGGCACAAACCCAGUUCAUUAAAACCAGUUCUGAACUCAUAUUUGCAAUAUAUUUGUUUUCUUUGUACAGUUCAACAGAGUCUGCACUGGGAACAUCACGAAACGGCACAACUAUGACACUAGUGUAUAUUCGUGCAAGAAAGACUACUUUGACUCUUUUCUUUGGAUGCUUGUUAAUAUAAUCUCCCUUACUAUGUUAUACUUGUUUUGAUUCUCUCCAUUCAAUUGUAUGACAAUGUCUAUUGCAACAAACAGAGUUAUGGUAAGCGUGUGUGUGUUAAGGGCCUUGGUGGCCCCGAAACAAGACAGUAAUUAUGUAUCUAGAAAGCAAGCCAUCCCAUCUUUCCGAAUGGCUGAGUCCACACUGCUGCUUAUUUAUUUGUCAAUCAAUAUUUAUUGCGUAUACACAUUUUAAUUUUAAUCUUAGGUUUAAACCUUCAUUCAAAUCCUUAGUUGGAUUGCGAGGCCCCACCCAUUUUGUAUUGUAACCCACAGCUUGAAACCGGCAUGUACGGGUCAUUAGCACGCAAUUGUAAUUUUGCUAGCACAUGCCGAAAUAAACUUUAGCUAGUAUUGACGGCCAGCCAAUUUAAUCAACUAGUGCGUUAGAUGUGCAUGUCAGCAUCUGAGGUUUGACAUUCUUUCAGAAGAAAAAAAAAUUCAAAUUUCAAGUGGCGUUGCCUUGAGUCACGAGUGAUUCCAUCGCUAUUUGCCUCCCAUAGUUCAAGAAGAAGGGCCUACUAGUAGAGCCCAUCCUCAUUUGGCCUCCUUGAUCCGCCAUUGUUGACGCUGUGAUGUGCACCUCCGCCAUUGUUGAUGCUGUGAUGUGCACCUCCGCCUUCUUGCAUCUUAUUGAUAAGAACCUAGUAAAAGAAAAAAACAACUGUGUUUGAGUAACAUCCUUUGAACCAAUUCGUACCAAAGAUUUAAAAUAGCGUGAAUCGAAGUUCAACAUAUGUAUAUAUAUUAUAUAGGUCAGGUGUAAGUAUGGAUAGAGCUUUUACACCAGAUAAGAAUGCCGUUGAAAUCACUAACAAGGGUAGAUGUCAUUUAUAGCACAAAUAAGUCUAAAAUCUUAUAGUAGUAUAGGCUUUUUUACAGUUCAAUAUAUUUUUUAAUGAAGCUAUUUUUUGGUGACUCUAGGCUGACUACUAGACAACAACAUAAUGGCUUUCUUAAAAUUGCAAUUGAGAAGUCUUCUGGUGUCAUUAGCAUCUAUCCAUUAAUAAAUGUCAUCCACUAAAUGUCAUUCUCAAGCCUGUCAUACGUGUAUGUUUGUCCUUUCCGAACUGAACCGGGAUACUCCGAUUUGCUGCCCCCUUGCUCUUUUACCCGGUCCUGUGUUUUGUUUAUUUAUUUAUAGAAGUCUUGACAGAAUCGAUGUAAAUACUCCUUCAUGAUCAAAAUGUACAGAAUAUGAGAACUACUACGCACCAACCUCAUCCCAUCCCCCCUUCCCAGAGAUUCAUGCUAUUAUAAUCCAUGUGAAUAGUGUUACCUCAUUGCUAUAUAAGGUAUUUGUGCGAUAUACAGGUAUUUGGUUGUUUGUUAGUACUAGUAUUUCAUUCGUCUGUAGAUUAGAACUACUUUGAGUUGACAUUACAGGAACAUGUUUUUUUUUCGGUUGAUCAAACGCUUUCUUUAAACUUAAGGUGAAUUCAGGAGUUGAGACAAAUAGUUCACAGUGCUGCCAAAUUAGUCACAUUCAAUUAUUAAUGAUGCUUUUUUUUCCCCAUGAAGUCGACUAUUUCCUAAUAAAGCAAAGGUUUAUGCAUAUUAGAAGUUCUACGUAAAAUACCCCUUAUAAAUGUUGCCUUAAUAUAGGUCUAAAUAGAUUCUAUUUACUUGCACCUAUUUAUAAGAACUCAAAUAAAUGCAAAAGUCGAUAUAGGCCUAAGCUUAGAUGUAAAUGUGAAGGCAGGUGGUGAAGAAUGAUACAUACAUAUUGAACAGGCUCCUACUUGUUAUCCUCUGGGGACGACAGAACACAAUUUUUUUUCAAUCUACGCAUCUCUUUGCUUAUAGCUGUGUACUAUGAAUAUUACAUAUAAUAGACCCACUAGUUUACUAUGUCUGUUAGCGUCACUGAUGACAUCUUUCUGUAAAUAUAUUUGUUUGUUUGUCAACGCUUCUUUGUGGUUAUAAUGCGUUUUGACGCAUUCCUUGUAAAUAAAAAACAAAAUGUAUUUAGAUGAACGUAGUGGUGACGUCAAAGAUAGGACAUGGAACAUGUAUUAGGACACGGAACAUGUAUUAGGACCAACGGAAGUCACUCUUGAGGUCACAAAAUAAUUUAUUAAUGUUUUGUUUCGGUUCUUGUUGUUUAUUUAUUAUUUCGCAAAUUAUUUUUUUUUUAGACUUCAAUAGUAACAAAAUACAAAGAAAUAAAAAGUCUUUCACAAAAUUAUUGGAAAGUAACAUUUGUUUUUUUUUAUUUUAAUGAGGUUUUUUUUUAUUUUAAUGAGUUUUUUUUUAUUUUAAUUUUUUUUUUUUAUUGUAAUGAAGACACAUUUCUAUAUUUUAAAAAAUACGAGAUUAAAUCAAUCUCAAUUUCUAGUCUAUAUCUGACCGCCUAAUGAACUAAUAUUUAUCAUGUUGAUGUUUAAAUAACAAACACCAAAAAAUGUAUGUACUUUGUUUUGUAUAGAUUUGCUAUAGUUUUUAAAGUAGAGUUUCGUGACGUCAUUAUCUAAUACUGGAAUCUCCAUUAUACGUUUUUUUUUGUGCGAUACUAUACUCUGAAUAGAAGCAUUCAAGAAGGAAUAUCUUUCUAGAACAAAAUAAAAUUGAGUCAGAGAAUACACACAUGUCUAGUGAUAGUUAUUUUAUGUUUCGAUAACCCCCCAAGGUUUACGAUCAAGUAUGAUAUACAUAUAUAUAUAUAUAUAUAUAUAUAUAUAUAUAUAUAUAUAUUAUAUAUAUAAAAGCAAAUAUAUAAGAAGCAGUGUUCUCCGUUGUUUAUAACCUUGUUUUAUUCAAAAUUAAGUUUGAUUGAAAAUAAUAAUAAAAAGAAGAAAAAUGUGUUUACCUUCA
This is a messenger RNA of Biomphalaria glabrata, 6790 nucleotides long. RefSeq lists its product as uncharacterized. The transcript has 4 exons. Gene Ontology annotation, molecular function: growth factor activity. The coding region runs from base 1758 to 3314 and encodes 518 amino acids. Lineage: Eukaryota; Metazoa; Mollusca; Gastropoda; Planorbidae. The record is from RefSeq and is a predicted model, not a curated record.